AUGUCCGACUCUCUGGAACCACCGGCCAAAAGGGCGCGGUUGGAGGCGGACGCUCCCUUUUAUGGCACAUCUACAUCUGCAUCUGCGCUCGACGCGCCGGGCUCGCCUGUCGAUGACAUGGACGACGACUUUUACGACACUACGCCCGUCAAGCCCUCUGCGCUGCCCUCACAGGCGGACGGAGCGACGUCGUUGUUGGCGACGGCGGCACCCGCGCCGGCCUUUCACCUUCCUGGACUCGGCUCUGUGAGCGAGACCCCGGCCGCGCAGUCGCAGUCGCAACCACAGAACGGCGCAGUCGUCCCAGACGACGCCCCGGAGGACGGCGAGCUCUCGGAUGACGAGGCCUUCUACAAUGAUGCGAGCCCGCAGGCCGCCAUCCCAGUCGAGCCGCCCGUAGCCAAUCACGGCCAGGCGCAGGAUGAGGCUCCACAGCUCCAGGCCGUCGCUGCUGCCGAUACACCUGCUGCCGACACAGACGGCGAGCUCGACGCGGCCCUGACCGCCGCCAUAGACCUCCAGAACGAGACUGAAGACACCACAAAUGCUCCUGCCCCCGACGGCGCAGCGUUCGAUAGCAAGGCCGAGUUCCUGCGCGCCGCCGAAGCCAACAGGGAUGACCAGAGCGCCGAGUGGCAGCUCGACUCAGAUGCAUCCGACUCAGACUCAUCGUCCGACUCCUCCAGCUCGGACGACAGCUCCGAUGAGGGCUCAGACGAGGGCGAGCUGCUCGACCCCGAGGAGCAGGUCCGUCUCCUGAUGGCUGAGGCCGCCGACGAGCCAGGCGCGUCCGGCCCAGUCAAGGUCAAGACGCUCAAUGAACAAGAUGAGAAGUUCGAAAUGCCCGACAUCACAGUCACGCCGGAGACCAAGAUCACAGAGCUCGGCAAGGUGGAGUCCAUCGUCGGGAACCUCGUUGUUGUCAAGGCCAAGAUGUCUGGCGACGAGCAAGUGCUCGAGUCUGGCUCGGCGCUGUGCCUCGAAAACCGCACGGUUGUCGGCAAAGUCUCCGAGCAGAUCGGUCGCGUGGAGGAGCCGCGCUACUCCUUUGGCUUUAACGAUGCCGCUGAACUCGAGACUCUAGGUAUUAAGAAGGACGUACCCAUCUACUACGUGGACGAGCACUCGACCUUCACCGAGACAGAGCCCAUUCGCCGACAGAAGCACACCGACGCAUCGAACCUCCACGACGAAGAGACCAACGACGUCGAGUUCUCAGACGACGAGAAGGAGGCCGAAUACAAGCGCGAACAGAAGGCUAAGAAGCGAGCCAGGCAAGAAGGCAACGACGAGCCAGCGGCGCCUGUCAACAUCCCAACCGGGCCCAGACUGCACGUCGACGCUCCCGCACCGCCCAUCUACCGACCCAUGGAAUACCAGGGUGGUGGUCUGAAAUACAGCGAUGAUGAAGACGAAGAUCUCGGCAUGUACAAGCCGCUCGCCAGACCAGAUCACUUCGAGCAGAUUGUUGGGCAAGGCGCACCAUUAGAAGAUCGCAGCCAUGUCCGUAGGGGUAUGGGUCGCGGCAGAGGUCCCUGGGGUGAUCGAGGUCGCGGCUUCCGUGGCCGAGGAGGUGGUGGCGGUCGCGGUGACUUUGGUGGUGGACGCGGCGACAGAGGAGGCUUUGGCGGCGGACGUGGCGACUUCGGGGGUCGUGGUGGUGGAGGACAGCGAGGCGAUCGAGGAGGCGGCAACAACCAGAACAACCGAGGCGGAGAUAAGGGUGGACGUGGCGGCAAGAACCAAUCUGACCGUGGCAGGCAACCAGAGCAGUUCCAAGAUCGCCAACAAAACAACCAGAGGAACCAAUACCAAGAGGGACGGUCCGCAACCUCGGCAUCGCCAGCCCGCCAACAGCAAGAUCGCAGCCAGUCUUACACCCAGCAGGACCGUGGCCAGUCUCAGCAAGCCCAAUCCCAGCAAUCGCCAGCCGGUGGUGGUGGGAAGAAUAAGAACCGCAAACAACGGCAACGCGAAAAGAGGGAACGGGAACGCCAACAACAACAGCAGCAGCAGUCGCAGUCGCAACAGUCACAACAACCUCAAAAGCAGCAGCAGCAGCAGCAGCAGCAACAUGCUUCUCCGGCACCUUCUGGACCAUCAAAUGCUAACGCUUAUGCAAACAACAGCAACACAGGUUGGCCAGUGCCCUUCUCCGGCCCAUCACAGCCAGCGCUCCCCUACGCUGCCGCACCUCCGCCUCCACCUCCAGCAACAGCAGCGGCCUACAACUACCAGCCAUCGUACACUCCCCAACCUCAAGCGCCAGCUCCAGCACCAGCCCAGCCACCCCAGCAAAACCAAGCGGCCAAUCUAGCAGCAUGGGCACAGUGGUUCCAGGUCAUGCAAACCAUGAGCGGACAGCAACCACAACAACCGCAGAUGUCAGCGCAAGCUCCUGCACCGCCACCACCGCAGCCUCAGCCACAAGCACAGUACUCUUACCCCUACCAGCAAUAUGCGCAGCCGGCUGCUCCCGCGAACCCGCCUCAACAGGGCAAUGCUCAAGCUGGGGCGCAGCAGUCGCUUCAAGAUAUUCUGCGUGCUCUCCAGGGCGGUGGUGCUCCUCAGUAA
Molecule: messenger RNA, 2574 nt
Organism: Alternaria arbusti
Lineage: Eukaryota; Fungi; Ascomycota; Dothideomycetes; Pleosporales; Pleosporaceae
Exons: 1
Coding region: 1-2574 (857 amino acids)
Biological process (GO): box H/ACA snoRNP assembly; ribosome biogenesis; pseudouridine synthesis
Cellular component (GO): sno(s)RNA-containing ribonucleoprotein complex
Molecular function (GO): RNA binding
Source: RefSeq, a predicted model, not a curated record